Molecule: messenger RNA, 2991 nt
Organism: Symbiodinium natans
Lineage: Eukaryota; Dinophyceae; Suessiales; Symbiodiniaceae
Source: the annotation of a GenBank genome assembly
AUGGUCCUUCCCCUGGUGGAGGAGAUUCGAGCCCUGCCUACGAGUUUGCCAACCCGAACAUCGGCCAUCAGUGAAGGCGCUGGGCGAUGGAGGUUUGUUUCCCGAAGUUCAGAGUGCAACCUGCCCGAUCACUACAUGGAGCUCAAGGAGCGUUCUCUGAGCGAUGCGAUCGAAAUCAGCAAGCUGAAAGGGCAGGUCUUUGAAACAGUUCCGAAUGGGAAGCUGAUGGCCGCCAACCAAAGAUCCAUGGUCUACGUCAUGAAAGACGGGUUUCUGCGGGUGAUCAACCAAAGCGGUGCUGAUCACUUCAAGCUGGCGAAGUCCUCGCGGGCUCGGAUCAUCGACAUUGCUCUGACCAGGGAUGCGUCGGAAGCGAAGGACAGUCGCGAGGAUUCGAGCAAUGUCCUGCUGUGUUUGGAUGAGGCUGGUGGCAUCACGAUUUUCUUUGUCGAGGCUUGCCGGGCAAACAAGACAGGGCGCUUGCAGCAGAUCGAGCUGGUUUUGAGCGGCCUCCGUCCUCGGCGUGUUGUCAUGCACCCCAAGGAUAGCACCUGCUUUGUCACGUUACACUCGACCUCCCUCCGAUUGUGGAGUACUGCGCGGCUGCGGGCCCAAACCCACGUGGUGAGCCAAGAGGGGACAUUUUCGAGGGUGUCUUCAGACCCGGAAGAUGCAUUUUGCUGCGACACGGUGGACUUGCCCAAGGUGACCCCACAUCGCAGCGCGGACGGCCAGAUUCGCGACCUCUCCUUCACUGCUGACGGCAGCUGCAUUGCAGCCAUCACCGAGGACUGCCUCUUUGUGUGGCAGCGCUCCCAUGGCCCUGGCACACAUCAAGGACUCAAGCUGAUCCAGCAGAUGACCAUCGACAAGGCCACGUCCCAGGACAUCUGGCCGGAGGGCCCGGCCUCCAUCCGAUUCCUGGCGCUACGGGAGCGAAAUGUGGAUGUUGAGGCUCUGGUCUUGGCUGCUGCCAACGGGUGCAGCUUGGCGGUGUACACCUUCACCAGGGGCAGUACCCAGCCGGUCGGCCCUCUGUUGCAGUACAUCGGCUUUGCGCCCGAAGGCUCGGACGCGAAGGCCGUGGUGGAGGUCGAUAGCAUCAUGCACGCAACCUUGGCUUUGACUUUCUGCAACCGCAACUGCUUCGCGGUGCUGCCGCUGGCCAGCAACUUCUCCUCCUCCUCGUCCAGGAUGGCCUUUCCCUAUGUGCAGCGUUUCCACCACGAAGUAGCCGCUGAUCACCUGGCCCUCAUGACUGCACUGUCCAACAAGAAUGUCCGCACACUCUUCGUGUACCGGAUCGUCCUCACGCGCAAGGAAGAGGCCAGCCACGCGAGCAAGCACGAGGUGCUGGUGCACCAGCCAACAAGUGCCCACCUGGUCUCUCCGGAGGAGGCCCCGGAGCUGCCGACCACUCCUAGCAGCUCCAGCGACAAGGGGCCGCCCGAGGAGACGGAGGAGGUGGACGAGCCGCCGCCGGCGGAAGCCUGGGCGAAUGGUAUCCAAAGUGGUGCGGAUGCAGAGGACAAGGGUGGUGAUGGUGGUGAUGGAUCUGGUGAUGGACUGCCAGCUGAUUCGGCUGGCACCUUUGCCAAGAAGCCGGAGGAGGUGGAUAUGUUCGUGAAGCGGAUAGCAGCUUCGUUCGUCCUUGGACUCUCAAAGAAGAAAGAGCACCUCGCAGACAAGAUAGUGCAAGAGGUGGUUGGCAUCUUGAAGAGCAAUGGGAGUGCGGGCCAGUCGGAUGCGGCAAUGAUGGAUCAGGUUCUUGCAAAGGUGCGAGAGGCUCGCGAGGUCCAGUCAGACAGCGACAAGAAGCUGCAAGAUGCGGUGCGUGAGGCCACCGAUGCUUGGGCAGAGACUUCUGCGGCGAGCAUGUCGUCUCUGCUGUCAAAGGAGUUCGGGAAGCUUUCCCAGGGCGUGGCAUCUAACCUGGCACAGCAGUUGUCCCAAUCUCGGAAGUUCUGCGAGACACUGGCAAGAGGCGUUCAGAAGUCGGGGGUGGCAGCCACAAAGCAGGCCCUGGAGUCACUCCGGCCGCCCAAGCAACUGCAGGAGGCUGUGGGCGCUGCCCUCGGCGAGGCGCUCCAAGAAUCCCUUGCACCAGUCUUCAAGGCGGAGAUCCAGUCUCACUUUGAGAAUGAGCUCGGUCCGCUGAUCGGACACCGAGUCAGUGAGAUGUUGACUGCUUUCCGAGACUCCAUGACGGAUUGUCUGGAGGCCAUCGCCACGGAGCAUGAGCAGGUGGCCGAGCGACUCGGCCGAGAUCUGGCCCCACUCAUUGCAGACGAGCUGAAGCAGGUGCGUCACUUGGUACAGUCCUCUUCAGGCGGAUCCGGUGCUAUGCAGGAGGCACAGCUGGACGAGCUCAUGCGAGCAGUGGAGACGGAGGUUAUUCAGCCCUUGCACGCGCGUGUGAAGGAGCUGACGGCACAGGUUCAGGCACUGCGCGUGGAGGCAGCGGAGCUCCAGCGGCGCUGUGCAGAGGCUGCUGAGCAUCAAGGUGCGAACGUUCAAGACACCCCUGCGGCUGAAGCUGCGAAGGCUAAGCAGCUGGAGAGCAUGUUCCGGCACGGUCGUGUGGAAGAUGCCUUCCUGCGUGCCAUUCAAAAGCAGCGUCAAGCAAGACACUAUGAUUACCUGGAGUGUCUUUGUGCUUUGGUGCCAGACCCGGAAGCCUGGCUGACAGAGGAUUCCUCUGGAAGCCCGAUCUCGGCACAGGCCAAGAUGAAGCUGAUGCACGCGCUCGCGCUGCAGCUGAAAGAGAAAGUGCUGGACGAGCCGGUCUUCCUCCGCAAGGUUAACUGGAUACAAGAGUUGUGGCUGGCAAUGGACUUGGAGGACAAGGCUGUGGAUCGCCAGGCCAAAGGCCUCUGUGCCCAGCUCAUUGAGGCCCUGGACAGUGCCCAAGCCGAUGGUGCUUCGAAAGAGCAGGCGCCCAGACAGCAAACUUUGGAGCGCUUUUCUCAUUCCGCGAUCGAAAUGGAUUAG